Messenger RNA from Durusdinium trenchii, 945 nucleotides. The record is from the annotation of a GenBank genome assembly. NCBI's taxonomy places the organism in Eukaryota, Dinophyceae, Suessiales, Symbiodiniaceae.
UUAUACUGUAUAGUUCUCGUAGAAUGUCAGCGCAGAGCCAUGGGACGUGACGCCUGGCCACAACGAACUUCAAGGCCCAAAGCACGGCGCAAGGUCCUGAUCAUUGGCAUUGCAGGAUGCAGUGGCUGUGGAAAGAGCACACUAGCCAAGAAUCUGAGCAAAGACUUGGAGUCACCUUUGACACCUGUGAGUCUCGACUGGUACUUGCGGCCGAAAUGGAUGCCCAAGGUCGAGAAUUAUGGCCGAAAUUGGGAGACACCUGAGGGUGUUGAUUGGAAAGCUUUGAGAAGUCAUCUGCAAACAGCCCUGGAGACUCUCUCACAAGCAGAGACGGUACCAGAGGAACUCAUUAUGGGUGCGAAAGAUGAAAACGUGAUCCAAAAGGGACAGGCUGGCAAGGAGCUUGAUGGGACCACCUUGGUCAUCGUGGUUGAGGGCUUCUUGCUCUUCUAUGAUGAUAUCAUUGCUGAGAUGCUGCACAUCAAAAUUUGGAUAGAUGCUAGCUUGGAGACCUGCAUGGAGAGACGCCACAAGCGAGGAAAAGCUUCACGCAAGAAAGAUGUGGAAGUGUCCAAGCCAUGGUUUCGAGAUUUGAUCUGGAGCCACUAUGAGCAAUACAAGACCAAACAACUAAACAAUGCCGUGGGCGCUCUGCGUGUCGAUGGCGAGCUAUCCAAAGAGGAGCUUCUCUCUCAAUGUUUGCCUUACUGCACAAAGAUGAUAGCUGCCCGGGUUCAGGUGCUCCUACGGCCACAAAGGUCGCACAAAGGAUCGGCCUCCAAUUCAGAGCGACAAGCGAGUGGGCGAGCGCCCAAACGAGUGCGAGAUGACACUCGUGAUUCGAGAGAACCUCCAAGACGGCGACAGAACCUUCGGUCACGGGACUCACGGGACUCCUGGGAGCGUUGGGAGCGUUGGGAGCGCUGGGAGCGAUGGGAGCGAUGG